This is a messenger RNA of Lotus japonicus, 886 nucleotides long. RefSeq lists its product as uncharacterized. The transcript has 4 exons. The record is from RefSeq and is a predicted model, not a curated record. The coding region runs from base 16 to 516 and encodes 166 amino acids. NCBI's taxonomy places the organism in Eukaryota, Viridiplantae, Streptophyta, Magnoliopsida, Fabales, Fabaceae.
CCUAUAGCCCAAAAGAUGCAACCAAACUUGAAAAAACUAGAAAGCUUAUCACAACUAAGGCCCUCUUCAAUUGAACCAAAGAGCAAAGAGAAUAGAAUAACAUUGCUUGCAACACAUACAAAUGAUUUUCCAGUAUCUGUGAAACGUGCUCAAGUGGUGAUGGCAGCGUCGUUUAGGUGGUUAUUGCAGCUACACAAAGACGUUCCAAGAGCAGCUCACUUCUACUCAGAAGGUUUGGGCUUCACCAUCAAUGUGUGCACUCUUCGUUGGGCCGAACUUCAAUCUGGUCCUCUCAACCUUGCACUCAUGCAAUCUCCCAAUCCCGAUGACUCAAUCACGCAGAAAGGGUACUCCUCGCAUCUAUCAUUCACUGUGACUGAUAUCAACACUACAGUGACUAAAUUAAAGGCAUUAGGAGCAGAACUAGAUGGUCCUAUUAAAUAUGAGAUUCAUGGCAAGGUUGCAGCAAUGCGCUGUAUUGAUGGGCAUGCAUUAGGCCUCUAUGAGCCAGCAUGAAAUUGGAGCUUCACUAUCAGAUCAACAAUAGCUGUACAGAGCGUGUGAAGUAAUGGACCUGAGAAAAAAAAGUGACUAUCAAUAGAAGAUUCAAGAUUGACAAGAAGGGAUUCAGAUGGCUGAUGUUUCCACAUUACUACCUGUCAUGUAAAUGGGGUAUUUUUCGUCAUCGGUAUCUCCUAGAAGUGACAGGAAAUCCUCUUUUGAUGCUUUUGCCAAGACACUUGCCCUUUUCUGCCUGCUAAUUGAAUUCUCAUCUUGUACCUUUAAUUAAAAUCCAAGGAUGUUUUCAUCACAGCAAAAUCUUUAUGAAUCAUGACAUCUUUGACAUGCAGUAAUUAGUUAUUAGUUUAUGUAUUUGAUUGCUGAA